Messenger RNA from Diaporthe amygdali, 435 nucleotides. RefSeq lists its product as uncharacterized. The transcript has a single exon. NCBI's taxonomy places the organism in Eukaryota, Fungi, Ascomycota, Sordariomycetes, Diaporthales, Diaporthaceae. Bases 1 to 435 code for a protein of 144 amino acids. The record is from RefSeq and is a predicted model, not a curated record.
AUGAAGUUCACUCAAGCUAUCGUUUCUGCCGUCUUGGCCACCAGCUUCGUCACUGCCGCUGUCCUUCCAGCUCGCAACAUCAUUGUUUCCGAGCCCGAGGCUGCCAACAAGCGCAACAUCAUCGUCUCUGAGCCCGAGGCUGAGAAGAAGCGCAACAUCAUUGUUUCCGAGCCCGAGACUGUCACCUCCAAGCGUAACAUUAUCGUCUCUGAGCCCGAGGCCGCCGAAAAGCGUAACAUCAUUGUUUCCGAGCCCGAGGCUGCCAACAAGCGCAACAUCAUCGUCUCUGAGCCUGAAGCUGCCGAGGCCAAGCGCAACAUUAUUGUGUCUGAGCCUGAGGUUGCUGAAUCCAAGCGUAACAUUAUUGUUUCCGAGCCCGAGACCGCCAAUGCCAAGCGCAACAUCAUCGUGUCUGAGCCCGAGACCAGCGCUUAA